Molecule: messenger RNA, 1461 nt
Organism: Culicoides brevitarsis
Lineage: Eukaryota; Metazoa; Arthropoda; Insecta; Diptera; Ceratopogonidae
Product: sialin-like
Exons: 2
Coding region: 1-1461 (486 amino acids)
Biological process (GO): transmembrane transport; monoatomic anion transport
Cellular component (GO): membrane
Molecular function (GO): transmembrane transporter activity
Source: RefSeq, a predicted model, not a curated record
AUGAGCGAAAUCAAAAGUGAAACUCCCGCCGUCGAUCCAAACUGGUGGAAAGUAUGGCGAAAUCGUCGAUACAUUCUCGCAAUUAUGGCAUUUUUGGGCAUGUUCAACAUGUACUCGUGUCGCGUCAACAUGGGAGUAGCUAUCGUUGCAAUGACCAAAUCUGAGUUUUCUUGGUCUCCAAAGGAAAAAGGAGCAAUAUUGGGUGCCUUUUAUUACGGCUAUGCUGUGACGCAAGUACUUGGCGGAUUGCUAACUCGUCGAAUGCCGCCUCACAUUGUUUUUGGAAUAGGAACUGUUGUUCCAGGAAUUUUAACUUUAUUUACGCCCCUCAUUGCCGAAAGUGCCCCAUUUUGGGUUUUGAUUGCAAGUCGCGUCGUUAUGGGACUCUUUCAAGGUGUCGCUGUGCCAUGUCUCUUGGCAUUUUGGACAAUAUGGGGUCCAGUGUUGGAAAGAGCUCGAUUGCAUGGCAUCGCUAUAUCGGGUGCUUUUGUUGGAAUUGUCAUAAUUUUACCACUUUCGGGUUACGUAGGGCAAUAUUACGGUUGGCAAUGGAUUUUCUACGUAACUGGAACAAUUUGUGUCAUUUGGUUCGUUUUGUGGAUUUUUAUCAUCAAAAAGAGUCCACAAGAGGAUCGAUGGAUAUCGGAUUUUGAAUUGAAAUAUAUCGCAGCGACCGUUGGAGAAUCUACAAGUAACAAAAGUAUCCCAUGGCGAUACAUUUUAACAUCGCCUCCCGUAUGGGCUGUAUCUCUAGCUGGCAUGGCAUGGGGAUAUGGUUACGUUACGGUACUUUUCCAACUUCCGCAAUACUUGUCCGACAUAAUGGACUAUCAAAUUAGCAAAAAUGGACUUUUAUCAGCUUUGCCCUAUCUGACGAUGACAAUAAUGCUCCUGAUUGCUGGUUACACGGCAGAUAAGCUGCUCAUUCAUAAGGUUUUAACAGUCACUCAAACACGAAAAACGUUCAUUUGUGUCUCGAUGACGAUUCAAUCAGCAUUUAUCCUUGCGGCAACAUACAUUGUUGAUCCUACGUUCAAUAUUAUUUGCAUCACAUUCGGAAUUGGUUUUGGAGCUGUCACAUAUUCUGGCAUCGGAGUCAAUUAUAUUGACAUUGCGCCAGCUUUUUCUUCCAUCAUCGGGGGAUUUGGGAACACAUUCACCACAAUUUCAGGAAUUUUGAGUCCUUUGCUGACAGGAUUUGUUGUUCAUAGUAAAAAAGAUGAUCCUCAAUCCCUUGCCAAUGAAUGGCGCAUCGUAUUUUUAGCAACUGCCUCCAUUUAUUUGUUCGGCGCAAUUUUGUAUUUCUUCAUUGGAUCAGCAGAAGUCCAGCCUUGGGCAACGGAAGACAAACCAUCAUCUGUUAUGGAGAUGAAAUCCAAUGGUCGGUAUAAAACUAGACGAGAUACAGGAUACGUAAAUCCAGCUCUAGAAGAUGAAAAUGUAAAAAGUUAUAAAGCUUGA